Messenger RNA from Pseudophryne corroboree (corroboree frog), 1443 nucleotides. Its product is annotated as oocyte zinc finger protein XlCOF6.1-like. The record is from RefSeq and is a predicted model, not a curated record. Gene Ontology annotation, molecular function: RNA polymerase II cis-regulatory region sequence-specific DNA binding; DNA-binding transcription factor activity. The transcript is spliced from 3 exons. NCBI's taxonomy places the organism in Eukaryota, Metazoa, Chordata, Amphibia, Anura, Myobatrachidae. Gene Ontology annotation, biological process: regulation of transcription by RNA polymerase II. The coding region runs from base 1 to 1296 and encodes 431 amino acids.
AUGUCUAGAGACUCUGUCUCAUAUGCUGCAGAGGAUUUAUCUUCUCAGGAAGAUCCCAUCCCAUCUCUGAGAGUAGAUACAGUGUUUCCCUGUUCUAUAGAUGCCAGAUGUUUUGCACAGAACACAAACCUUAUUACUCAUCAGCCAGCUAAAGCAGAUGAGAGGCGAUUCCCAUGUUCUGAGUGUGGUAAAUGUUUUACAUAUAAAUCGGCUCUUGUUACACAUCAGAGAAGUCACACAGGUGAGAGGUUAUUUCGAUGUUCUGUGUGUGGCAAAUGUUUUUCAUCGAAAUCAAUUCUUGUUAGACAUCAGAGCAGUCACACAGGUGAGAAGCCAUAUUCCUGUUCUGAGUGUGGGAAAUGUUUUACACAGAAAACAGCUCUUAUUGGACAUGAGAGAAGUCACACAGGUCUUGUUGCACAUCAGAGAACUCACACAGGUGAGAAGCCAUUUCCAUGUUCUGAGUGUGGGAAAUGUUUUGCACAGAAAUCAGCUCUUGUUGAACAUGAGAGAAGUCACACAGGUGAGAAGCCAUAUUCCUGUUCGGAGUGUGGGAAAUGUUUUGCAACUAAAUCAUUUCUUGUUAUACACCAGAGAAGUCACACAGGUGAGAAGCCGUAUUCCUGUUCUGAGUGUGGGAAAUGUUUUGCACAGAGAUCACAUUUUGUUAUUCAUCAGCAUGCUCACACAGGUGAAAGGCCAUUUUCCUGUUCUGAGUGUGGGAAAUGUUUUGCACAGAGAUCACAUUUUGUUAUUCAUCAGCAUGCUCACACAGGUGAAAGGCCAUUUUCCUGUUCUGAGUGUGGGAAAUGUUUUGCACAUAAAUCAGUUCUUGUUAGACAUCAGAGAAGUCACACAGGUGAGAAGCCAUUUUCCUGUUCUGAGUGUGGGAAAUGUUUUGCACGGAAAUCAGCUCUUGUUACACAUCAGAGAAGUCACACAGGUGAGAAGCCAUUUUCCUGUUCUGAGUGUAGGAAAUGUUUUGCACAGAUAUCAUCUCUUGUUAUACAUCAGAGAAGUCACACAGGUGAGAAGCCAUAUUCCUGUUCUGAGUGUGGGAAAUGUUUUGCACGGAAAUCAGAUCUUGCUCCACAUCAGAGAAGUCACACAGGUGAGAAGCCGUAUUCCUGUUUUGGGUGUGGGAAAUGUUUUGCAUAUAAAUCAAAUCUUGUUACACAUCAGAGGAGUCACACAGGUGAGAGGCCAUUUUCAUGCUGUGAGAGAAAUAAAUCCGCUCUUGUUGAACACAUUAGACAUUACCCAAGUACGGAACCAUUUACAUCUUCUGGAGUAUAAUUAUCACUGUCGUCCAAUGUUCCUCAAGGGUGAAUCCUAUCUCCUAUGCUUUAUAAAAUAUACAUGCUACCACUGGGUGAUAUAAUCAGACAUCAUGGCCUGGUCUACCACUGCUAUGCUGAUUACCUGCUUUUUGCUCCAUGUACU